Messenger RNA from Parathielavia appendiculata, 1087 nucleotides. RefSeq lists its product as uncharacterized. Bases 176 to 910 code for a protein of 244 amino acids. The record is from RefSeq and is a predicted model, not a curated record. Lineage: Eukaryota; Fungi; Ascomycota; Sordariomycetes; Sordariales; Chaetomiaceae. The transcript has a single exon.
CUCAACUUGAUCGUGCGACUCUGACCGCAAUUGUUCCAGCACCAGCAACCACUAGCCCGCUGAGGGAGUUCAUUCAUGCUUUCCACACCGCGACCUUCACAUAGCCGCUGCGACACUCGACAGCAGUUUAUUUCUUUCAGCAAGACACCGAAAUACCGCUGAGAAAAUCCCAGUCAUGAUGGCAAUGAUGUGCGUUAACCAGCAUAGUCCGCAUCGCCUGCGCCUGGGAAUGGUAUACCGCCUGCCCUCGCUGAGACGCCUCCAGCUCCUUCUCGCUCUCUUGGCAAUUUUCCUUGUCUACGCGGGUCCCCGGGUCUCGGUCACUGCGUCUUCUUCGAACCCUCCUACGGUCUGCCCUCGUGACCUUGUCCCAGACCCAGAGUACAACCUCGACAACCCGUACCACCACCCCUCCACCCGCAGCACAACCCCGAGAGGCAACCCCGAGACCGGCAGCGGCGACCUGGACAUGAGCCUGAAGGAUCUCGACGCAGAUAUCACGAAUCAAGAAACGGACAACAGCAGCGGUGCCAACAAAGCAAUGUCUCCAAACCACGCACUCACAGCCCAAACAACCACAGUCACGGCCACAACAGCAACCGCAACCGCACCGCCAGCAGUCCGGCGCGCCACCGAAACCAAACCAAGAACAACGACACAAACCUACCUCCCCUUCCCCGUCGCCCUGUACGACACGCCAGGCCACGCCAUCGCCUCUGGCCUGUUCCUCGGCGCCGCCGCGUCGGCGCUGCUCUGGAUCAUCGGGUGCAUCGUCUUGGUGUACACGAAAUGGAUCUGGCGGGGUGUGGGGGAUGUCCGGAGGGGACUGCAGCCGGUGGAUCGGAACAUCAACAUGAACCGGGAGGGAGCGCUGAGGGCGCAGGGGCUUCAGGUUGGGCUUGGAUAUUAGUUGAGGUCUGGUGCUGGUGUAGGGGAAAGGCUUUGGUUUAGAGGGGCUGUGUCGCAGGUGCGAGGGAUGGAUGUGUUGAUGGUGGCUGCUGAGGGGAGGGAUAGGGGUCGGCCAUUGUGCCGGAGGGGUUGGACCGCGGCUUCGUCUGGAAGGACAUGGAGUUUGAAUCAGGGAGUU